AUUGCUUUGAGUACGUGUGUAAAACUGAAACUGAAAGUAGGUCGACAGGAAUGUUUUUGAGUAUUAUAGUAAUAUUACUAAUUUAGUAUUUACUAUUUAGUAAUUUACAAUUAACCACAGAAUUCAAUGUCUGUUUUUGGAAGGAUUACCGAUUUAUUCAUAAUUCAGUUCAAGAAAAGUUCUGUCCAGUCAACUGCAGCUUGAUACUAGAGCAUGGAUCGUCCUUUCAGCGGUCAGUUGUUAUUGGUAGGGGAGGGGGAUUUUUCCCUUUCGAUGUCCCUCGUGUCUUACCUACCCAACACGCUGUGGGAGAAUAUCACAUCUACUAGCCUGGAGUCGGAGUCCAGCAUACUGAAGCACAAGAAUGCAUCAGAUAAUAUCGCAUGGCUAUCCCAGCGAGGUGUGAAGGUGUUUCUGAACACAGAUGCUACAUGCCUUGCCAGCCAGAAAGACUUGAUGAAAAACAAAUAUAGCAGAAUUAUCUUCAAUUUCCCUCAUGCUGGGGGCAAAUCAAAUCACAAGAAAAACCGCAAGCUUUUGAAGGACUUUUUCAGCAGUGCUGUUGAAGUGUUGAGUGAUGGUGGAGAAAUUUAUGUAUCUCUUUGUAAAGGACAAGGGGGAACUCCAGCUGAUAAGCCCCGCAGAAAAUGGAGUGACAGCUGGCAGAUUGUUGCCAUGGCAGCCUGUGCCAACCUAGUCCUAAAGGAAGUAGUUCCAUUCAAGGCUGAGAAACUCCCAGAGUAUUCAUCCACAGGUUUCAGGAGUCAAGACAAGGGAUUUAAUACAGAGGGAGCCCUCACCCAUAUCUUUGUUAGGACAGAAGCCAUUGACAUCCCGGAGGGCGACAUCAAAGUCCAUCAUGAGCUGUGGUGUCCACAAAACGACUACAUACGCCAGAAAAUUUCUAGAAACCUGCACAAGGAAGAUGGAAAUCCUCUAUGUUACCUCUCUCAAACACUGCAAAAAGAACUAAGUGAGAGCCUUACCUUCCAGUCGGUGGAGAUUGACAGAAUUUUGGCAGCAGACCCUGCAGUCAUGAAGAGAACAUGCUACCAUUGUAAGUCGGAUGAUUCUAUAGUGAAUGAACUGGCAGAGAAAUUAAAUUGUGGUUCAUCAAACCAGGAUGACAGUUUUCCUGGAGAAUUACUAACGGAUAAACUCAGUAUGUGUACUGUACAGAUGAUCGAACACCUUCCAAUCAGUUUGGAUUGUCUCCCAAUCAUGCACCAUAUCAUGGGGUGUGUUCCCGUAUCAUGUGAUAGAGAGAAAAUUGAAUGCAUUUGUAAAAAUCUAAGCAAAGUUGUAAGUGAUAUUUCAAAAGGAAUAUGUAAACUUCAGGUCAUUGACACACAGAUUCACUUAACAACAGAAACUGAAAAUAAGAAACUCUCUGAGAAAAUAGGACAUGUAUUUUCUCUUGACAAAUGUUGUACAAAAUAUGAUCUGUUUUCUUUGAAUUUGGACAAGUUAGCAGUGGCACUGUUCCAGCUACCAAAUAUCCGGAUACUGUGGUCACAUGAUGGUAUUGUUGUGGACAGUUUUAGGAGGAUGUUGAAGUCCGAUCCCCCUUUGAUUAUCCCCACAGUAAGUUUGUACCCCUUGGUUUUCCCUCAUGAUAUGAGUUUCUGGGAGAACCCCCAACUUCUGUUCAACGAACAGGAUUUUCUGUCUGUGAUUCGAGACAUUUGUGGAGAUUAUGUGGUGCAUGUAGAACUUCUGGACCGAUUCCACAGGGUAGAUCUGGACAAGGUCAGCAGGUGUUACCGCCUCCAGUUUCAGUCAUACGACAGAGCCAUGAGUUACAGUACUUCAUGGAAACUUCAGAGUUAUCUCAGGUUGUGCGUAGCAAGUGUUAUGAAAGUUGAACUCCGGUAAAACGACUCAGUGUAGGGAAGCAAACAACUGUUUAUGUGAUAUUGUGAUGCAGACAAAAAUGUAGGAAUUUGAUUGGUUUGGGUUAUGUCAUAUGGUGCCAGCCACUCUGUAUAUGUAUGAUGUCACAAUACAGUUGUAUGAAGACUAUAAACAAUAUGAAAGCUAGAAGAAAAUUGCAUCACAUAAUGAAUGUUAUGGUGCUUACUACAAUGUGUCAGAAAUAUUGUAACAUGAAUACUAAAUAAAAUAACAUCUCAGGAGUUAUCGACUUAUAUUGCAUUUAUACAAAUUAAUAAAAUUGAUUGAUUGAU
Ostrea edulis (European flat oyster) is the source of this 2186-nucleotide messenger RNA. Its product is annotated as ferredoxin-fold anticodon-binding domain-containing protein 1-like. Gene Ontology annotation, biological process: rRNA base methylation. The record is from RefSeq and is a predicted model, not a curated record. The transcript is spliced from 6 exons. Gene Ontology annotation, molecular function: rRNA (uridine-N3-)-methyltransferase activity. Gene Ontology annotation, cellular component: cytoplasm. NCBI's taxonomy places the organism in Eukaryota, Metazoa, Mollusca, Bivalvia, Ostreida, Ostreidae. The coding region runs from base 214 to 1875 and encodes 553 amino acids.